GUGUGGCGGACAUUAGUCAAGUGAGAAACGUCGCGUGAUACGCACCACACGGUGGACAGCGAACGGUGGCUAGUAGAACAAUCUGGAAAAGUGAGAGCAUUGUUGUCUUCCGGCAGCGUUUGCAACAUUGUUAUUUCCAAAUCCCCUUCUCGCACGCAUCGACGACAAGUUGGAAAAAAGCAGCCCAAGUCAGUCAAACUACUAUCUGGUCAGAACGCAGAGCGCAGUCCCGCACAGCUCAGUCUUGAGUUCAGAGUUUUCCUAGUCAGCGCCAACACCGGCCAGCAUUCGCAGGAAUCCCGCAAAAUUCGUUUCUGGUUCCGCGACUGGCUACAUGAUGGCGAAGUGCAAGCCCACGUGGCACAAGACUUUUUCCGUGAGCUUGUCAGUCCGAAAGAGUUUCCACGAGACUACGUUGGAUUCAUCAAGAAGAUUAUGAAACAGCUGCAGAAAGGCUACAACGAGAUUCAAGCCGUCGAAGUGGAACUUCGAAUAUUGGAGCAAACUUCCGCGCCUCCAUCGCGACCACCUCGUCCAGGACAUGUUAUAUUUUGCUACGGCAAUUGUAACAAAGCUUACGGCUCCAACCAUAGCGGUUGUAGUCACGACGGUGGUGGUGGUGGUGGUGGUAAAACUCAUUCCAAUAGCAUACAUCCCUCUCCAGUUCAUCAGCCGGCUGAUUCGCCAGAUCCGAUUACUUCAACCGUGUCGUUCGAGGAUUCCCAGUUUGAAGUUAUUCCUCUGACACCGGAAAAGAUUCUCGAGAUGAUUGAACAGGCCUACCCAAAUCCAAUCACUCCGGAAGAUUUAGCAAAGGACAACGGUUGGGACGAGGAGGAAGUGCUCCAAAUCAUGCUUCUGCUGAAGGAGCGGGGUCUUAUCAAAUCGAUGGAGUUCAACUCGUUCACGCGCAUCCAUCACGACGAUAAGGAGAUAAAAAUCGUCAAACAGAUGCCGACCAUCGCAUCGAACAAGCAGCCGACGAUUGCCAUAAUUACGGCGCAGUAUUGCGAAAAGUUGGCAGUGGAUGCCAUGCUGGAGAAUAAGGAAACGUUCGUCCGGUACACCACUGUGGGAACGUCACCCGAGGCUCCGAUCAAUGGCCUGCAGAGGCAUAGGCGAAGUAGAAGACGAUUUGGUGAAUCCAAUGUCUACACACUGGGCAACAUUGGCGCCCAUCGUAUCGUUAGCACCAAGCUACCGUCCGUUGGUAGUACCCGCGAGGCCAUGACAGCCGCUGGAAACACCACUACUCGCCUUCUCGGAACAUUCCAAAAGGUGGACUACGUCUUCAUCGUAGGGUUGGCCGGCGGUAUUCCGCAUUACACCGACUACAAGAAGCACGUCCGCUUGGGAGACGUGGUAAUCUCGGCAGUGUCCGAGCAAAUCAAAAGUGCCUUGGAUGCCCUGGGCAGGACCCAUGCCAAGCCUUACUGUUACGUCUACAACGGUCAAGGUGAUCUGAAAACUUAUUACCCGGUGGACGACUGUCUCCAGAGCAUUGGGAAGUCGUUGCAGUUAAAUGACGAUGGAAAGAAACCCUGGGAGGUAUAUAUCAAAGAGGGCUUGAUCAAUCUCAACCACCGGAGUGAUAACGACUUCUCGAGACCGGCCCCAAACACGGACAAACUGUACAUGAACAUCGGCAACAAGGAUGUGAUUGAGGUAGCACAUCCGGUGGACCAGGAUGACGUCGAUGGAGUACCUCAGACCAGAAUUCACGUCGGCCCCAUCGGGUCGGGAUACGAUCUCAUCAAGUCGGACAGUCUCCGGACACAGUACUCCCAGGAGUACGGACUGGUGGCCACCGAUGUGGAAAUGAACUCGGUGUUGGAUAGCAUCGUCGGAAACUGCCGGGACAGUUUUAUUCUGGUCAAGGGCGUGUCCGAUUACAAGGACGGCACGACGUCGAAGAAGUGGCAAAACUACGCUUCGCUGGCCGCGGCGGCAGUGAUGAAAACGAUAAUCUGCGCAAUGGAUGCGCCGACCAACGUCUAAUAGCACGGUAUCCAUAUGGCCAUUGGGGAACUUACGCGAGUCUUCUAAAUGAAAGCAACCGAUCUAGUUUUGUGACAAGAAAGUACCAAAAUACUAGUUUUACUUUUUAUCGGCGUAAGUGUUUUUAUGUAUUUUAUCGUAAUUUAUUACCCUUAUCAUUCAAGGCAUUCAAGUGAUUCUUUGCGGAGACCAACUAGCGUGGUAGAUGUAUAAUGAUUUUAUUUAUAUCCGGAAUAGAUGAAGCUACGAACA
Aedes albopictus (Asian tiger mosquito) is the source of this 2250-nucleotide messenger RNA. RefSeq lists its product as uncharacterized. Gene Ontology annotation, biological process: nucleoside metabolic process. The record is from RefSeq and is a predicted model, not a curated record. Gene Ontology annotation, molecular function: catalytic activity. Lineage: Eukaryota; Metazoa; Arthropoda; Insecta; Diptera; Culicidae.